Cavia porcellus (domestic guinea pig) is the source of this 2238-nucleotide messenger RNA. RefSeq names its product TEX13 family member D (gene Tex13d). The record is from RefSeq and is a predicted model, not a curated record. The coding region runs from base 224 to 1990 and encodes 588 amino acids. Gene Ontology annotation, molecular function: mRNA binding. NCBI's taxonomy places the organism in Eukaryota, Metazoa, Chordata, Mammalia, Rodentia, Caviidae. The transcript is spliced from 2 exons.
CGUCCCUUUGUUGCGUGUUAGCUGGGUGCUCACCAGAGGUACCUGUGGGACGGUUGAGUGAGUAUGUUCUCGGACAUGAAGGGUUGAGGGAGGCAGGAAACCUCGCUAAAGGCCAGGAGUGGCCGAGAACUGAGCUGGUGAGGGGAAACUAGCUUGAUACCGGCUCCCUUUAUUGGGGUCGGAGCUACCUGAACUGAUCACUUUUGACCGGAUCACAAUAGCCAUGGCCGUUGGGUUUGGGGACCCUAACAGCGGAUUUCGUCACACGGAAGUGAUCCGGUUCAUCAAUAAUGAAAUCCUAAUGAACGGUGGGGGCCAAGACUUCUAUUUGACCUUCCGCUCGCGGUCAUGGAGUGAGAUAGAGGAUGGUCUUCAUAACAUCUUGGGUGACCAGCAGAUGCCGCGCAACCACAAGAGGGCCUGCGCGUGGAGUGCACUGGCCUUGGCAGUAAGAGUGGCCACUGGACAACGAGAGCAGCACAUGCGUCGGGUUAGGCGGCUGAAGGAACAGCUAGGGAACCGUGAGGCCCUCUCUUGGGCUCUGGCUUCGGAGCUACAACAGCUGCGUCAGCAGCGAGACCAGGCGACUGCGCAGCUGCACGUUACAAGGUCUGCUCUGCAGCAUGCACAGAAUGAGUGCAAUAUGCUCCUUGGGAGGCUGUUCCAGUUUGAGAGGUGUGCACAGAUUGCCCCAGUAUCACAAGAUGUAGAGCCUGGACUACAAGCCCCGCAACUUGGGGCCACAGCAUGGCCCAUAGAACAACAAAGAGAUGUGUGGGCCAUGGGAGAAUACAACAGGCUGCUUUUCGAGAACCCAGUAGGAGCCCCAACAAGUGCUUUUUACCUGCCAACUUCCUGGGUUCCAACUAUGCCAUCUCCAUUUCCCGUUCUAAUGCCUCAGCCCUUUCCGCUUCAUGCACCAUUCUCCAUGAGAUUGCAAUCCUUGCAGCCUCCAGCACCCUCAGCUUUCACUGAAAGAGAGAUGGGAGUCCAAUUUCAGAUGCCACCUGUGGGGAUGUACCCACCUGGACUAUCUGCUGGAGGAGGGUUCCAGGAGCAGAUGGUGCCUCUGUGGGACCAGAGUUGCUACAACGUGUUGGGAGGCCUUGAGAUGCUGCAAGAAUCAGCCUCAGGGAACAACAGCCUCAACGUGGAACAUCUGCAAAUGCCUCAGGGAGUGCUUGUCCCUGGGGAAAGCGGAUGCUUCAGACAAGAGGAAGACAUGGAGAAGUCCCUGGGAGUAGCACCCCAGCAGGACAGAGGAAACUACACCCAGGAACCACGUCAACUGUGGCCCCAGGGAAUGCCUUUCCUCGGAGAAAACUGGCAAUACUACCAACAAGAAUAUCAAGAGAGACCUCAGGAGAUGGUUUCCUUGGGAAACAAUACAAAAUACAACCAGGAAAAUGGUCAAAAGGCCCGCAUUGCGACACCUCCAGGUUUCAAAAGUAUUCGUUGCCAGGGAGACAGCAUAGAGAGAGUUCAGGAUGAUAUGACAUAUCUAGGCAUCAGCAGAAGUCAAAGUAGGGGAAAAGUUACAGAAUACAUUCAGUCUGUGAUAUUACCAGGGAUCACAAGAAGCCAUAGCCAGGAAAAUGUAGGAAAAGCUCAGGAUGCAAUAUCCUUAGAGUUCAACAGAAAUCAUAGAGAUGAAGAGAGAAUGCAGUGCUUGAUUCUCCCAGACAUGAAAAAUCAGGACGUGGAAACAAGUGCAGAUAUAGCCAAAGACAUCACUUUGUGGAAGAGCUGGAGUCAAGCUGUUAAAGAAAGCCCUAAGAAGCAGCAGCCUCAGCUGCAGAAUACCAAGCAAGCACAAGAGAAAAAGGCCCAGGAAUUGCAACAGAAGUCUGAUUUGUGCUAUACUCCAGAGAACUGGGUCUGCACAUGGUGUAAAAGGAUGAAUUUUCCGUGGCGCAUCGCCUGCUAUAAAUGCAAGAAGAUCCAUGUCCAAAUUGAGAGUGAUGAUACUUACCCAGGGCAAAUGCAGUAACUUCAGGAAGGUGGUGGAUUCUCGAUGGCUGUUACUGACUGGCGGAUACCUCGGAAAAGCUGAAGUCAAGAAGCUUUUCCCUCCCUUCUCCCUUUUGUGAAUCAUCCCUUCUCCUUUUUCUGAAACAUUUUUUCUCCUUUUUCUAAAACAUCACAUGUGUUUGAUUGGUAGCAGCCUUAUAAUUUUAUAAUUGUAAGCUAUGUGUAACUUUAUGAACACCACUUUUCCUAAUAAUGCUAUGAUUUCUA